This is a messenger RNA of Trichomycterus rosablanca, 2973 nucleotides long. It is a transcript of the gene pcyt1aa, whose product is annotated as phosphate cytidylyltransferase 1A, choline a. The coding region runs from base 110 to 1234 and encodes 374 amino acids. The record is from RefSeq and is a predicted model, not a curated record. Gene Ontology annotation, cellular component: endoplasmic reticulum. Lineage: Eukaryota; Metazoa; Chordata; Actinopteri; Siluriformes; Trichomycteridae. The transcript is spliced from 9 exons. Gene Ontology annotation, molecular function: phosphatidylcholine binding; choline-phosphate cytidylyltransferase activity. Gene Ontology annotation, biological process: CDP-choline pathway.
GGUGAAUGUUCAGAUUGUUCAGUUUAAACUUCAUUUUUAUUCACUUGAUUGCCUUAUCGUCUGAUUUACACCGAGCUGUCGCAGAAGCCGAGCAUCAUCCAGUCUCAGAAUGGAGGCCCACGGUUCGACCCAGACUGUCUCCAGGAAGAGGAGAAGAGGCGAAGGAUCAAACGGAGAGGCCGAGGAGGCCGACAGGCCGGCCAAAUCCAAACGCUGCACCGUGGGUAUUAAAGAUCCCGCUCCCUACGCGGACGAGCUCGAGUCUUUGGAGGAGUUGCCGUAUAAACGCGUCACCAUGGAAGAGGCUCGCAGAGGCACACCACCCGACAGGCCGGUGAGAGUGUACGCCGACGGCAUCUUCGACAUGUUCCAUUCGGGACACGCCCGGGCCCUCAUGCAGGCCAAAAACCUCUUUCCCAACACGCACCUCAUCGUCGGGGUGUGCAGCGACGACCUCACGCACCAACUCAAGGGCUUCACCGUGAUGAACGAGGACGAGCGCUACGACGCCAUCACGCACUGCCGCUACGUGGACGAGGUGGUGCGCAACGCGCCGUGGACCCUCACGCCCGACUUCCUCACCAAACACAGGAUCGACUUCGUGGCUCACGACGACAUCCCGUACUCAUCGGCUGGAAGUGACGACGUCUACAAACACAUCAAAGACGCAGGCAUGUUCGCCCCGACGCAGCGCACCGAGGGCAUCUCCACCUCCGACGUCAUCACGCGCAUCGUCCGAGACUACGACGUGUACGUGAGGCGGAACCUGCAGCGCGGCUACACGGCCAAGGAGCUCAACGUCAGCUUCAUUAACGAGAAGAAGUACCACCUGCAGGAGCGCGUGGACAAGGUGAAGCAGAAGGUGCGAGACGUGGAGGAGAAGAGUAAGGAGUUCGUGCAGAAGGUGGAGGAGAAGAGCAUCGAUUUGAUCCAGAAGUGGGAGGAGAAGUCGCGCGAGUUUAUCGGAAACUUCCUGCAGAUGUUCGGGCCUGAGGGAGCGCUGAAGCACAUGCUGAAGGAAGGAAAGGGCCGCAUGCUGCAGGCCAUCAGCCCGCGCCAGAGCCCGAGCAGCAGCCCCACCCGCGAGCGCUCGCCCUCGCCGACCUUCCGCCUGCCCUUCUUCACCAAGACCUCGCCGCCCGCGUCGCCCGGGAGCAAGCGCGCCCGCUACACCAUCGCCGCCCUGGGCCAGAACAUCAGCGAGGACGAGGACGAGGAGGACGACAACCUUUAAAAACCCGACGCCGCCCGACCAUCCCGUAAGCGUGGCGGAAAUCUCCACUUCCCGCAGCCACAGGGCGUCGCCGGUCACGCGCGGCUCUUUGUUUAGCAUCCUGUGGCGUCUAGUUCACGUUUGCCCGGCUGCGAGACGGCAUUACAGGACACCGGUGUGCCCGGUCUGAGAAGCCGUGCUGUUUUUAUUCUUCUCUCAGUAUAGACGCUCAGAUUUAUUCUUUAUUUCUUUUAAAUCAGGUCCUGACUUUGUUCUAACAGUUUCACUGGUGUGUACUUUCCCUUUUUAAUUCAUUUUAUUGGGAUUUUAUUUACUUUUAUCGGGAUAAUAAUAUUUUAAUAAUAUUACUACAUGGAUAAAUGUAUUAGGACACCACUUCUAACUUUUAAAUUCACGUGCUUUAGCCACUACAGUUGAUUACAUACAGUAAAUUACAUGCUUCUGACUUUGCAGCAACAGUUUAGGGAAGUUAAAUUAAAUCCAGCAGCGGUGCCUGGCGUGUUGUCUGGACACGUGUUCAUCAUUUGGCCGUUCCGAUGCCUCUUCGUUGUUGUCUACAGUAAAUGGGAAGGUUAGACACUACUUGUAAUGCUUAUAGCUUUAUUAUUUCAUCAGCAGCACCGCCCCGCCUGUCUGUACUAUAACAUAGAGGAGUAUUUAUGUACUGUUCCUUUUUUUAACGUUGUGAGACACACAGUCCACUUAUUUUUUGGUUAUACUGUGGAGUCUCUACAUGUCUGUUAGGUCACGGUCAGUGUGGGCGAUCCGAUCAUAAGUGGAUAGCAGGGACGGAUCAUCAUUUGUAGCCUCUUUUAUAAUGUAUAUUUUAUUUUUCUGUGGCUAAGUGCUUUCCACACGCGUAAUUACCUCUUUUAUGUAUAUCUUAGGGUUAUAUAUGUUCGUUUAAUGUCCUUGUUACCUAUGAAUAAGGAGCGUUUGACUACUCACCAGAAAAAUCUUUGUCUUAUAACCACUUAGAAUUAAGAUUCUGCAGCUAGCUAAUCUUGAUAAACGUACCAGUGUAAUGAGCUGUGGGACGCCACUCGUUAAUGAAGACUAACAUGUAAAGAACCUAUGAAUAAAACUCACCUCCUCCUGCAUAAACUGCUCUAUAUAAAACGUUUGGUGUCCGUGCGUGUCCCUGACCACCUCCGAAUUUCCAAGGAGCAUCCUGGCGCCAGGUUUAACUCGGGCCGAAUUUUUGGAUGCUGUAGCCCCCUGUAGUUUGUCGAGGGCGGAUUCAACUCCCACUGUGUGAAUAAGCUGCUGGCUGGGGUGUAUACGUACCUGCAGCCCUUUAGUGCACAGGGAUGUCGAUCGUACUCUUUCUUACCUACUUUAACAGCAACACGUAUUUCGUUUUAGUUUCGAGGUCGCGUGAAUAUCGAAUGAAAGUAUUGCAACCGAACGUGUUCAAAGCUGGAACCUCUCUGGGGGAGCUAGAGCAGCAUCAUUAACCUGAAGGUGCUUUUUUAUUACUCCUAGAAUUUAGGGUAUACAGGUAAGAACUAGGGGUUCAGUCGGAACUCACCUAACGGAGUGAUCGUGUGUGAAGAUCUUGUGUGAUAUGUAGAGCUACUGUAAUAGCCUCCGUCUGACUGCACAAGCUAAACGGAUCUGGACGUUUCUGAUGUUUAUUUCCUUCUCCUGUCCGCUCAGCUUUCUGUAUGUCUGAGAAACAGAAUAAAUCAGUCUAACACGGAAAAGCUGUUGAUUUUAUAUAAGCUGUAUAAAACAUA